AUGGAUGCUUUGAUGGAGAAGAAUGAAGACUUGAUGAGGUAUUUAUAUAGGGUUUUUGAUCGCAGGAAAGGAGUCGAAUUGAAAGGAAAAAGCAUGCUUUCUCACAUUUUGGCAGAGAGAAAGAGGCAUGUACUGGCCUAUUAUAUUAUAUGUACUACUAGUAGCAUUAAAGAAACUACUUGCUUUCUCUCUGCAAUAUCUAUUUGCAUCCCUUCGGAUUGA
Molecule: messenger RNA, 222 nt
Organism: Dovyalis caffra
Lineage: Eukaryota; Viridiplantae; Streptophyta; Magnoliopsida; Malpighiales; Salicaceae
Source: the annotation of a GenBank genome assembly